Molecule: messenger RNA, 3520 nt
Organism: Maniola jurtina (meadow brown)
Lineage: Eukaryota; Metazoa; Arthropoda; Insecta; Lepidoptera; Nymphalidae
Product: A disintegrin and metalloproteinase with thrombospondin motifs 14-like
Exons: 13
Coding region: 60-2393 (777 amino acids)
Biological process (GO): proteolysis
Molecular function (GO): metalloendopeptidase activity
Source: RefSeq, a predicted model, not a curated record
GUUGGGUUUUAAAGAAGUUAUAUAAAAGACAGUUUGUUGUGAGAUGCCAGUAGGCGACGAUGGCGCGCCCGGUUCAAAUAGUGGUUGUAGCUGUGUUUUUCGCGCUACGGUGCGGCACGCCUGCGCGUUUUCCCGAAAUUCUACCAUUUCACGGCUGGUGGUCUAAUGGACUCAGCUCUAGGCACUCGCAGGAAGCGAGCAAGGACGAGCAAGUGGUGUACUUGCCGGCGCUAGUGGCGCGCGAGGCGCAGUCGGCGGACGACUCGUCGCGAGAUGACAUUCCGCUGCCAUAUAGCUUCGACGCGUUCGGACGGAGCUUUGACCUGCAGCUCAUACCGAACCGACGGCUGAUAUCUCCGCAGUUCCGCGUGUGGUCGGAUCAUGGCCCGGACGAGCCGCUGUCCACCGUGGACUCCUCCUGUCACUUCCUGCACAGCAGCCCUGGAGCUGUGGCAGCAUUUUCCGCGUGCAGAGACCACGCACUUCACGGUCUCAUCAUGACCGAAAAUUCAACAUACGAAGUUCGGCCACUGACGUCAAUUGCGGGCCGAUCAGAAAACAGCAGAAAUCUUCACGGCCGUACAGCGCACAUCAUUCGCAGAGCCGCUCCGCCACCUUCAACCCUCAAUGAUGACAGACCCCUACGGCACAAGGCUAGGCGACCACGUUAUCGUCCUUCAAAGCCAACCCCGUCGUCUUAUACUAUAGAGAUCGCGCUAUUCUUGGAUGAGGCAGCGUACAAAUUAUUUUAUCCACACCUCAACUAUAAUGAAGCAGAUCUACGGGAUAUGUUGCUCGCGUAUAUUAACGGUGUGCAGGCCCUAUAUCAUCACUCGUCACUGGGCACGCGCGUUCAGUUAUCGCUCGUGCGGCUAACACUGUUGCGCAAACAACCAUCCUCUCUUUCCACAAACGCUGAACGCGGGCGACUGCUGGACUCCUUCUGCGAGUACCAACGCUCACUGAACGUAGACGAUGAUGACGAUCCGGAGCACUGGGACAUGGCGUUACUUCUUUCUGGUUUGGACUUCUACUCCGACGAGAAUGGACGUCGGAAUGGGGUGACGAUGGGCCUAGCGCCCGUGGGCGGCGUGUGUCUGCCCGCCCAUUCGUGCGUUGUAUCUGAAUUCGGCACCUCCGACACGCUCGGCCGGCCCUACCCUUCAGCUGGCUUCACCUCCGUCUACAUCCUUGCUCAUGAGAUUGGACACAAUCUGGGCAUGCAUCACGACGGGACGGGCAAUUCUUGCGCGCGCGACGGGUUCAUCAUGUCUCCUUCCCGCGGUACCAAUGGAGAGGCGACCUGGUCACAGUGCAGUGCUCGAGUGGUCGCUGACUUACAAUGGGCAACUUGUCUAUUCGACGGAGGCGAUGACUUAGACACACCACAUGAACUGCAACACGAGAAGUUUGGUGACGCUCCUGGAAUCAUUUGGGGAGCGAAAAAACAGUGCGAGAUUCUCCUGCGUGAUAAGGACGCCGCACCUGCGCAGGCGCCGGGAUCCGGGGGAGACGAGUCGCAGUGCAUGCAGCUUGCUUGUCGCUCGCCACAUCGCGCAGGCUUCUACUACGCAGGGCCUGCAUUACCAGGGACUCCUUGCGGUAAAGAAAAGUGGUGUCAAGGUGGAGAAUGCGUUGCAGCAUAUCCUUCAGCCGUGUCGCGGCCACCGCCUCCUUCUCAAGGUGGGGGUAGCACGUGGACUGAAUGGACAUCAGACACGUGCAGGUCGGGCUGCACGGCCAAGAGCCGCGGCGCGAGGGAGCGCAGGCGAUCGUGUCCUGAGAAUGCCGUGUGUGAAGGCUCUUCCUAUGAUGUCGUGCUAUGCGAGGAUUCCAAGGUUUGCGGCAAGAAGAAGCGAGUGAGCGCCAACGAGAUGGCAGCGCGCAAGUGCAGCGAGUACGCGACGCGCCUGCGCGAGCUGGAUCCACGCGGGGGAGGCCUGCAGGCGCCGCACGACCCCACUCGUAUGUGGAUGGGAUGCGCGAUAUUCUGCCGGCGCGCGGCGGGCGGAGGCUUCUACGCGCCAAGGGUCGAGCUCAACGACUUGGGGCUGGACCCCUACUUCCCCGACGGCACCUGGUGCCACCACGACGGAUCCACUCAUUAUUACUGCCUACAGCAUCACUGUUUACCUGAGAAUUUCAAGAUGUCACCGCAGUUCCACAUCUGGGACCUGCCAAGCGAAGAUAUGGAAGGCGCCUUCAACGCGAGGGCGCGCGCGGCUCCCGACGACGACGACUCGGCGGCCGCUCUUCGCACUUAUCUUUCGUUAGACAACACUGGCCUACCAUUCGCCCGCGGCGUGGGACCGCCACAUAUACCCGAUGAACCUGAGAGCAACUGGGAAGUCCUUGACUAUAUCGAAAUUACGAGAAACAAAACAUCAGAUUAAUUUUAAAAGUACUUUUUGUAGACAAAGUGUUUAUAACAUAACUACUGUAAAGAUCAUGGCCAUAGAGGUCAUGCCUCAUGGCAAGGAUCCAAGAGAUCAUUCUGCAACAUGUUCAGCUAACUCCUUAUCUUUGAGGGAUAGCGGAAAGUUAAGGCUUAGGUAAAGAAUAAAGGUAUACCUUUAGGUAGCUAAGAUAAUUAAAUACGUGUCAAUAGUGCAAUCUUUUUUUAAAGGAGAUUAAUUAAGUGCAUUAAGUAGGUAAUCCUGCUAUACCUAAUUGCAGAGUUACUAAUUGCAGUGCAACAAAUUAUUCCUUUUGUAAUUAAGUAUUGUAUUACUUACCUACUGAAAUAGUGAUUACCUCUUUAAUCUGUAAACAAUUUUACCAUAAAUAUUUAACGGAUACCGAAUAACUAGAUAGAUAUACCUUUGACCUAAACUGUAUACUUACCUACCUAAUUGAAAUAUCAAAAUAUAAGCUCUGUCGAGUCCUUUUCUUUUCAGAUUUUAAUUAGGUACUGUUAGUUUUCGUUUCUUUUGUGUAUUAUACGGAUAUUACCAGUAUAAUCAGAUCUUGACGUAGCUAAACUAGCUGGAGGGAGAAACGCUAGUAUGAAGGAGCUCUUAUAUGUGGAUAUUAGGUAGCUUUAUUCGUAAACAGCAAUGCCGCUUGCCAAAUCGAUAAAAAUACCACGUUUUACUUUUCAAUAUGUACAUUUAGUAAAAAUACACUUUGGAUUGCUCUGCAAUGAAAAUGUGAAUUUUAUUGAAGUCGUAAAACUUUUUGGAUUUCGGUCGAAAAAGCUUUUUCAUUAUAUUAAGGAAAGAAACAGUAUAAAGCUGCAUUUAUUAGAUAAGUUCAAUAUAAGAUAGUUUUCUUAUUUACCUUUAUUAAUAGCUAAUUAGGUAUAGGAUAAUUUAUAUCAACUAACAUUUAUUUCGAUGUUUCUGUAAUGAUUAAUUAUUAUUAUUAUACACAUUUGAGAGGAAUUAUGAGAAUAUUUCUAUUUAAAGUUUAAAAAUCUUAAGUUAAUGUUAAGCAUGUGAGUAAUAUUUUAUCGUAUUUAAGUAGUUUUAAGUCUGAAUCGUAAGUAGUUACCUACUACAAAAUGUGCUAGUCGUCGAUA